UAGAUUCAUGAUAAUUUAUCAUGAGUAGAUUUUCUACAUUUUUUAUAUUCAAUAAGUUAUUAUCAUGUGUAUUUUCUCUGCGCAUGCCUUGUAAACUUGAGCAACUGACUAUCGUUUGAAUAUUGACAAUUUCUUAGCCGAACUAUAUGUUAUUGUAAUAUUAAAUAUUUUCUAUUGUAUUCUGUGUCCAGGAACGGGCUAUCACAAUGAUGGAACUAAUUGCUCAAGGAAAAAUCAAAAAGAAAAUAUUACCAGGAUCUAAAAUACCAAGCACUAUUUCAAAAUCUGAUAUAAAUUUUAUAAAUUCAGAGCAGCCAGGUCACAAUUUUGUAGACAACGAUGACAACAAUGGUAGAGAUUAUGUAAAUGAUGGUUUAAACAAAUUAGAUGGAAAAGUCGAAGAGAACAAUGAGAUAAUGGGUGAACCUGGUUCAAAUAUGAGUUGUGUCGAGAGCAUUACUUAUGCUGGUUCAAUAGAAGAUCUUCAAGAUUUAAGCACUGAUCAAAUUAAGCUUUUUGAACAUUAUAAAUUCAAAGAUCCAUCAGAUAUUUCUAAUAGUUUAGCAAUUUAUAAUCAUAAAAAAAAUAUUGUUCAGACAGUUAAUGCUAAUUCGGUUGUUUUGAUUACUGGUCCAACGGGAUGUGGUAAAAGUACUCAAGUUCCUCAGUAUAUUUUAGAUGACUGUAUGAGUAGAAAGAAGAACUGUAAUAUUAUCGUCACCCAACCUAGGCGUAUAGCAGCAAUAUCAGUAUCUAAACAAGUGAAUAAAGAACGUAGCUGGAAAAAUGGACUUUUAGUUGGUUAUCAAGUUGGUCGUAAAAAAGAUUUUGAUCCCCAUACUGUAAAAAUUUUAUACUGCACUACAGGAAUUUUACUACAAAAAAUUAUCAAAGCCAAAAGUCUUUCUGAAUUCACUCAUAUUAUUUUAGAUGAAGUUCAUGAAAGAACACUUGAAAUGGAUUUUUUAUUAUUAGUUAUUAAAAAGUUAAUAAAAACUAAUUCUCAGUCAACACGUGUAAUUUUGAUGUCUGCAACAGCCAAUACAGAUAAAUUAGGUGAUUAUUUUAGCGAUUAUUAUGGACCUCCUCAUAAUGUUUUUGUUCCUGCAUGUGAAAUUAAAGUUGGUGAUAAAAAGAACUUCUUUAUUCAUAAAUACUAUUUGGAUGACUUGUUUGAUAUUGUACCCUCUGCCCGAAGAAUGGAAUUUCAUAAACCUCAAAUUGAAAGUACAGGAUAUAAGACAGCUAUAGAAUUGGUGAAAGCAUUUGAUACAUUGGAAUCAGGUAACUCGAUUAUAAAACCAUCGGUGUUGGUGUUUUUGCCUGGUAUUUUUGAAAUUGAAGAAAUGCAUAGACUUAUGGAAAAUGUAAUGGUUUCAGAGAAUCAUAAAUGGACACUGAUACCAUUACAUUCAUCAAUCACUAAUGAAGAACAAGAUCGUGUUUUUGAACAGCCACCUUUAAAUUAUCGUAAAAUAAUUUUGUCUACAAAUAUUGCAGAGAGUUCAAUUACCGUUCCUGAUAUUGAAUAUGUCAUAGACUUUUGUUUAAUGAAACAAAUUAAAAAUGAGUUAAAAUCAAAUUAUUCAAUGUUGAUUAUGACUUGGGCAUCAAAAAGUAAUUGUGAACAAAGGGCUGGAAGAGUGGGGCGAGUUAAUAAUGGUAGGGUUUAUAGACUUGUCCCUGAGAGUAUGUUUUCAGAUUUUAUUGUUGAUGAAGUAUCAGAAAUGUGUCGUUGUUCACUUAGUCGUAUUGUAUUAAUGUCUAAAAUAUUGGAUAUGGGAACCCCAAAACAACUUCUUGCAAAUGCCUUAGAACCUCCAAGUUUAAAAAACAUUGCUCUUACAGUAGUUACUCUUAAACAGGUUGGAGCUCUAUUGCCUACAGUAAAUGGAAUAAUAUCAACUACAGAUGGUGAUAUUACUUAUAUGGGGAAAGUAAUGGCAAAUUUACCAUUAGAACCACCUAUGUCAAAAUUAAUUUAUUUUGGAUACAUUUUUAAUAUUUUAAGUGAAUCCAUAAUAAUGGCAUGUGGUCUAUCAUUGAAAAGUAUUUUUAGUCAGCCUUUUAAUAAACGUUUAGAAGCCUACACACAAAAGUUAACUUGGGCUAAUCAUUCUUGUAGUGAUCCAAUUGCAUAUAUUAGUCCAUAUCAAAGAUGGCUUGAAAGAAAACCAGAAUUUGAUCGAAAUCGAAAUCUUGAAAGAAACUGGGCCUCUGCAAAUUUUAUAGAAUUAUCUGCCAUUCGAGAAUUAUAUGAUUUAGUUGAUGAUGUGACUAAUAGAUUGAAAAGAAGUUUUAAUAUAGUAGUGAACUCUGGUCAAAUGAAAUGGGUUAAACCAGAAGAAAAAGCAAUGGCUUGUAAGGUAAUUUUAGCUGGAUCAUUUUAUCCUAAUUACUUUAUACGUGGAAUAACAAAUGCAUAUAUGGAUGAACAUCAUGUAUUGAAAAUUUUAGAUGAACAUGAUCCUAAUCGAACUGUUUAUUUUACUGGUUUUCCAAAUGACCAACCCAAAGUAUUAUAUAAAGAAGCUAUUGAAAACAUGUUUCCUACCAACUUAGUUGGGAAACCCACUGCACAUUUUAGUACUUCAAACAAAGUGUUUAUUGAAUUUCCCAUGACAAAUGUAAAUGAUCUGAAGAAUAAAAAUAAUCUUAAUGGAAGUCAAUUAGUACCUGGAAGUAUAUCCUUUGGUGUUUAUAUUGCUCUCAAAAUGAAUCAAUUAAAAUUUGCAUUCAAAAUUCCUUUACUGAAACCUGAAGAUGCACAAAAAAAGUUAGAAUUAUAUACAAAAAAUAUUGCUUCUCAAAAAGAAAAAUUACCACAGGAGAUAUUACCCAUUCAAAAAUCAAUAAUUGAAGAGAUCCAAACCAACGUUAAACACAUAACCUUAUCAGUGUCACAUUUUGAAUCUAUUUCGUGUUUUUGGGCUCAUCUCUAUGGUGAAGCAUAUACUAAUAAGCUUUCUAAUAUAUGGAAUACUUUAAGUAAUAAAAUAAAUUAUACUAAAACUCAUGUGAGAGAUUUAGCAAUUAAUGAAUUUUAUAUUGUGAUGUAUAAAAAUGAUAACUACAGGGCAAAAUUAAUGAAUUUUAUACCUGGUCCUCGAGAAAAAUACCGAUUUUUUUUGAUAGAUUUUGGAGAAACAGUUGAUGUAUUAGUGGAAAAUAUAUUCAGCAUUAUUAAUGAAGAUAUAAAAACUAAAAUAUAUAGUAUACCAGCAUUAGCUUUUCAAUGUACAAUUGCAAAAAUUCGUCCAUCAACAAAUGGAAAAUUGGAGAGUAAUUGGUCUGAUGAAGCUAAUGAAAUAUUUAAAAUAGUUGAAAAUUCUAAUGGAGUAUUUUACGGAAAAAUAUAUUCUAUAGUUAAUGGUAUUGUCUCAUUUGAAGAUCUAAAAUACAUAAAUGAAGGAGAAUAUAUUUCAAUUCCAGAAGAGCUAAUUAAGCACAACUUAGCUAAACGAUCUGAAGAAUCGUUUGCUUCAAAAAUGGAUCACGAAAAAAGGUUAAGAAUUAUUGGAAAUGCGAAGAAUGAACUCUAUCAAAUGUCUAAUAUCUCAUGUUACUUAAAAAGCCCUACAGAAGCAGAAUCUUAUACAAUGCAUCAUUUUAAAGGACCUAAUAGUCCAUUAGAAAUGACCGUUAAUGGAAUAAGUCAUAAUAAUAUUACUAAAAUUGUUAAAAUCGAAAGUCAAUCUGUGAAUUCAGUUUUAUUAGACACUAACCCUAAUGAUUAUCACGAAAGAUUGUUUGUUGCUGGAAAUGUUUGUAUGAAUGAAAAUGAGAGAUUGACCCUUUGGGAUACAACAAUGAUGCCAAAUAUUCCUGGAAUACCUGCUAUUAUUUGUCUUUUAUUCUCACCUUGUGUAGAAAUCCGGUAUAACCCUUCUUUUACAAAAAUGAUUGGAGCGAUUUGUGGAUUAGGAUAUGAUCCAAUUACAUCGAGACCAUUAUUUGGAGAAAAUGAUAUUGAAAUUACAUUUGAUACUGUAAUGGAUAGUUCCAUUUUAAGCAAAAUAAAUGUUAUAAGAAUGCUAUUAAACAAAUGUGUCAAUCCAGAAGAUGAAGAAGGACCUGGCGACAUUUUUGAAUUGCAACAUAAUUUACAAAUUAAAUUGAUGCAGGUAUUUAGCUUGCCUACUAAAUUCAAAGCUCCAGAACCUUUUUUGAGAAGAUAUUUAUGGGGAUCAAUUCCAAAAUCAAGAUUACAGUCCCCAUACCAAGAAAAUAGCCCUGUUAAUCAUCCUAUGGCUGGUGCUGAUGUUUAUAAACUAUUAUGGGGAGUUAUUUUAUCGCCAACUAUGUCGCAUGGGGAAUGUAAAGAAUUGAUGUACAAAUUAUGUAAAAUUCAGAGAUUAAAAGAAAAAUUUAGUCAAAACCAUUACUGCAGCAAUUCGUCUCUGGAAGAACUAUGUUGUCCGUUAUGUCACUUAACAUUUUCUAACAACACAUCCAUGCAAAUGCAUUUCAAUAAUUACCAGCAUAUUAACCGCUAUGAAAAUGCUAGAGAAGAAUUGUACACUUUCUAUACUGGGCAAUUUACAGAUAUUCAAUAUUUAUAACAUCUUUUUUUUUUUAUAACUAUUUUAACUUGUAUUUAUAUAUCUA
Messenger RNA from Sipha flava (yellow sugarcane aphid), 4608 nucleotides. It is a transcript of the gene spn-E, whose product is annotated as probable ATP-dependent RNA helicase spindle-E. The transcript is spliced from 25 exons. NCBI's taxonomy places the organism in Eukaryota, Metazoa, Arthropoda, Insecta, Hemiptera, Aphididae. The record is from RefSeq and is a predicted model, not a curated record. Gene Ontology annotation, molecular function: ATP binding; RNA binding. Gene Ontology annotation, cellular component: intracellular anatomical structure. The coding region runs from base 207 to 4562 and encodes 1451 amino acids.